AUGGCUUGUCAUUGGAAUUGUGGUAUUGGUCCUUCAUUAAUUAAUGAUAUGGAUGUAUUAAGGUUAUGUCGAUCUAUAUUAUGGAAUGAAAAUGAUUCUAGAGUAUUAUUAGAGACGACUCGACUCUUAAAUACAUUUUUAUCUUGCUCUAUUGAUACAAGUCAUCAAACAGUGAUUGAGCAUGAUAACUUGACAGAAUUUCUAACACCUAUUCCUAUGGCACCUUCAAUAUUUCAUCAAUGUACAAUUAUUAUUUGUAAUACGCUUUAUUCUGAGUUAUUAUUAAAAAGUCUAGAGCUAAUGACUCGCAUCGUUGUAUAUACUAACGCUAUCACACAUAGUAUUAGUAAACGUAGAGAAAGACUAAUAAAGCAGCAGCCAGAAGAAGAUGAUGAAUAUAAAUUUAUGGAUAAAUCAGAUACGCUUAAACUUGUACAAUGGGGAGCAGAAAGACUAGAGGAAGAGAGUCGGGGUGUUGGUAUAGGAAUGGGAUUUCAUCGGGGUAUAGCUAAGAAUGUGAUGCAUUUAUUAUGGGCAUUAAUGGCAUAUGAAUGUGGUAAGUAUUAA
This is a messenger RNA of Cokeromyces recurvatus, 567 nucleotides long. RefSeq lists its product as uncharacterized. The record is from RefSeq and is a predicted model, not a curated record. The transcript has 2 exons. The coding region runs from base 1 to 567 and encodes 188 amino acids. NCBI's taxonomy places the organism in Eukaryota, Fungi, Mucoromycota, Mucoromycetes, Mucorales, Mucoraceae.